Molecule: messenger RNA, 1538 nt
Organism: Hipposideros armiger (great roundleaf bat)
Lineage: Eukaryota; Metazoa; Chordata; Mammalia; Chiroptera; Hipposideridae
Gene: GINS2
Product: GINS complex subunit 2
Exons: 5
Coding region: 80-637 (185 amino acids)
Biological process (GO): double-strand break repair via break-induced replication; DNA replication
Cellular component (GO): nucleus; GINS complex
Source: RefSeq, a predicted model, not a curated record
CGGCAGACGCGGCACCUCCGCGGGGACGCUGAGGGGCCGGGAAGCGGCGGCGAGCCUUGGGCUGCCCACUUGCGCCGUCAUGGACGCGGCCGAGGUGGAGUUUCUGGCCGAGAAGGAGUUAGUGACCAUCAUCCCGAACUUCAGUCUGGACAAGAUCUACCUCAUCGGGGGGGACCUGGGGCCCUUCAACCCCGGCCUACCUGUGGACGUGCCUCUGUGGCUGGCGAUUAACCUGAAACAGAGACAGAAGUGCCGGCUGCUGCCCCCGGAGUGGAUGGACGUGGAAAAAUUGGAGAAGAUUAGGGAUCAUGAGCGGCAGGAAGAAACUUUUACCCCUAUGCCUAGCCCUUAUUACAUGGAACUGACCAAACUCCUGUUAAAUCAUGCUUCAGACAACAUCCCGAAAGCAGAUGAGAUCCGGACCCUGGUCAAGGAUGUGUGGGACACUCGCAUAGCCAAACUCCGGGUGUCCGCUGACAGCUUUGUGAGGCAGCAGGAGGCGCAUGCCAAGCUGGAUAACUUGACCUUGAUGGAGAUCAAUACCAGCGGGGCUUUCCUUACACAAGCGCUCAAUCACAUGUACAAACUCCGUACAAACCUUCAACCUUCCGAAAGUGCCGAGUCUCAGGAAUUCUAGCGAAGGACCUCUGAUCUGUGAAGGCCUGGCCUGCCGGCAGGGGGCUUGCCAGGCAGUGUGUGAGCGCUCAGGACACGACAGAGGUCCUCACAGUUCUGGAGUCCUAGAAGCAUUUUUGAAUGUAAGAAAAAUGUGGAAUGAAGCAAGAAAUGGAUUCAUAAUGUUGGAAAGCAGCAGGUUUGCGCUUAGUACUCGAGAUAUCCUUUAAUUCCACAUCUGUUUCAAGAAGCCAGCUGUUCUUUUAUAGGGGAAAAGAAAAGCUUCGGCUUUUGGCAAACAAAUUCUUCCUGGCAGAGCCUCAGGUCUUCUGCACGGAACUGUUAUGUGGGUGAGUAUUCAGUGACGUUAAAAAAUAGAGAUACAGUAAGAGUGGUGGUGUGGCCUAGGGCUUUUUUUUUUUUCUUGAGUCUGAUCUCUUGGACUAAACUUAGAAUCUACAGAGGUUGCUCACCGAGGAUGGCAGGUGUGUGGCUAGUGAUAUUGACUGGUGUUGAUCAUGUAAAAGCCCUGAUACACAAUAAAAGAUGCAAUCAACCCAAUCUGUUGGGGUUUUUUCCUGCUACUAAGCAGAAGGAACAAGCAACAUGACUAAAAUGAUCUGAUAAGACCAAACUGAGGUGUGUAGCAGGCAAUUGUAAACUUCAAACACUGCGUAUCUCUUGUUCUCUUGACUACUGGUUGAGGUUUAAAGGGUUGCUUAUCAAGGGGAAAGUCAGGUGAAAAACACCUGAUUCCGUGUUAUCGAGUACGUGAGUGAACUGAAGACAUGAAGCUAGGAAGGAAAGCUGGACCUAUUUUGGGGCAAGACUUUGUUCUAGGUAGCAGUGGCUCAAAUAAGGGUAAAUUCUUUAAUAAGAGAAAAAAAAUUCAAUUGGAGCAUUUUGGAAUCAUUCAAUUCCUU